CCCAUAAUAGCCAGGGCAGCGCUAGGGAGGAUGAUGAUGACGAAGAGCAGGCGGCGUUCUUGGCUGCAAGGUUUGCAGCGCAGGCGGCCAAGCUUCCGUGGGAUCCUGAGCAGCUGCCCAGCUCGGGACUGAUGUCUCAACUGCAGCUGGUGUCGGAUGGCGGCCUGCUGCGCGCACUAGUACGCGCCAUUCUGCCGGUUGCCAGUGCGGCCGAUAGUAUCACACAGCAAGGGCAGCUGCACCAGAGGGCACGGGAUGUCCAGAAGCUGUGUGGCCUGCUGCAGCAAUUGAUGGCGCUGCCGGGGCAGCGUCAGCGCGUGCUUGUCAUGCUGGCAUUCAGUGCAGAGCUGAUCCAGCGCCUGUGGUUCAGCUACCUGCGCCCAGCCCAGAUGGCACCAGGCGAGGGCUGGGUGCCAUCAGCCGAUGCGGCCUGUGACCCAGGCUGGAUGCUGCCCCUCAACCUGUUCAGCCUGGCUUACAGCACCUUCAUUAUCACAGCCGGCGACGACGAGCUUUACCAGGCACAGCGCCCGCUGCCACUGGCUGAGCUGCACGAUGGCCGUGGCGGCGGCGUGCUGGCGCUGCUGAAGAUGGCACUCUGGCACGCCCUGUGGGUGGAGGUCGCCCCCUCUUCAGGCGGCUGGUUGCCUGAGGCAGCAGCGCUCCGUUUGCAGCUGAAACAGGGAGCAGGGAAGCUCAUGGGGCAGCUACACAGCCGCAAUUGCCGCCAUGCGUUUGCACCGCCCGAGGCGUUUCAAAUAGACGCCCUGCCUGCAGACCGCUUCCAAUCGGAAAUCCAGGCCGGCACGGCAGCAGGGCGGCAUCUGAGCGAGGCGGGCAGCGGGCGGGCCUGGGGCCUGCUGGCAUUUGCCCCGUUUUUGGUGCCCUUUCGGGAGCGGGCUAAGCUGUUUCAGGCGGUUGUGGCACAGGAGCGUGCGCGGUACCGCGAGAUGGAGGUCAUGCACUCGCUGGCCCACGAGUUUGGAGCUGCCAACCACUUCUACCCCAUCAAUCGCACACAGGUGUUGCAAGAUGCGUUUGAAAAGCUGAGCAAUGUGGGAGAAGCUUUGCACGGACGAAUUCGCAUCCAGUUUAUUGAUGCGCACGGGCUGGAGGAGGCGGGUGUGGACGGGGGUGGCAUCUUCAAGGAGUUUAUUGAGACGGUGGUGCAGGAGGGGUUCGACCCCAAUGUGGGAUUGUUCAAGGCCACCACCGACAACAGGCUGUACCCCAACCCGCAUGCACAACUGGUAGUGGAGAAUGGGCUGCGCCUGAUUGAGUUUCUGGGCGCCAUGCUCGGCAAGGCGAUGUAUGAGGGUAUCCUGGUCGAGCUGCCUCUAUCACCUUUCUUUCUUAAACGUUUUGGUGGUGCUUACUGUGACAUCAAUGAUCUGCCGACUCUUGACCCAGAGCUGCAUCGCAACCUGGUCUUCCUGAAACGCUAUGAAGGUGACGUGGCAGGCCUUCACUUGACCUUCACUAUCACCGAUGACGUGUUGGGCACCGCUCGAGAGGUUGACUUAGCACCCAACGGGCGGGACGUGGCAGUGACAGCCGACAACCGGCUCGCUUACAUCCAUCGUGUGGCCGAUUACCGCCUCAACCAGCAAAUCCGAGAACCUGCGGCAGCGUUCCUCAGGGGGCUGCACAAGCUGAUCAAGCCUGAGUGGGUGCGCAUGUUUAGCGAGGAGGAGCUGCAGAUGCUGAUCAGCGGGGGACAGCAGGGUCUGGACAUUGAGGAUAUGCAGGCCAAUGUGCAGUAUAGCGGCGGGUACCACGAGGAACAUCCGGUGAUCCGUGAGUUUUGGCGAGCGCUGGCCACAUUCACGCCGCAGGAACAAGCCAACUUUCUGCGCUUCGUCACAUCCUGCCCACGCCCCCCGCUGCUGGGCUUCCGUUACCUGGAGCCGCCGCUGGCGAUACAGCUAGCGGGCAGCAUGAUGGAUGAGCAGGCGGUCAAUCGCCUGCCCACUGCCGCCACAUGCAUGAACCUGCUCAAGCUGCCACCCUACCGCACUGCGCAGCAGAUCCACGACAAGCUGUUGUAUGCAAUUGAAAGCGGCACUGGCUUCGAGCUGAGUUGAGUGCACAAUUCCGCGAACCUGUUGCAUCUCUACGAGGAGCCUGAACCUUUGUUGAAGCAAUACGAUACCCCAGGGCCGCGAGCGCUUGAAACCAGCCAAUGUGGCAAUGAAUAUUGAGUGCAUAGGAGCAGUCAGGGAGCUCAAUAACCAACUAGCCGUACCGCAGCGCCCUGCUACCGCAGCGCCCUGCACUGCGGUGCCGCUUUCUGCUGGCUUUGGAAGAUUCACAUGAACCGACAGCAUGAGUUUGCUUUUCUCGCCUGCUUGUAGAACAGCUGGCUAGCCAUGCUCAGAUCUGCGCUCUUGUCUACCAACUGAUCAAGCUUCUCGCCGCGAUCCAGCACGCUCUCAAUCGUUUUGUGCAGGAUGAUCUUGGUCUCGUCCAGGUCGCGCUGGAUCUUUGCCAGCUUGUCCGCCGCUUCCGGGUUCUGGUACUUUUGCAGUGCAUCCUGCAGGAGCUGCAGCGCCUGAUCGGGCGUGUCAGCGGUGGCUCCACGCCACGAGUCCCCCCGCUGCGCCUGGAAGUCCUCCAGCACCUUGCUGACCACACAGAAGCCGGCGCGGGCGGGGUAGUCGGCGUCCACAAAGGCGAUGCCCACCAGGCCGUCCUUGUUGUACACGUGGCAAAAAUACUCCUCCUGCUGCACCGUCUGGCGCUGCCCCACCUGCGUCUUGCGCGCCACCGUGCGACCCACAAACGUCAGCAUCUCCCCCACAGUGCCUCUUUGGAAGUAGCCAAAGCUCGACAGAUCGGAGGCCAGGCCCAGCAAAGUGGGUUCCUUCUCUGGGCCCUGAUACUUGUAGAGUUGGAUGCUUGUGAGCUUCACCAUGGUGCUGCCACCUGCUGCUGCUGCUGUCCGUUCAACUGCCCUGGCCACGUCCAGCGGGCGCUGCCGCCGCUGGUGCUGCCGCAGCCGCCCGAGGAGGCUGUCGACUCGCGGCUGCCGCCACUGCCUGCUGAUGCUAGAUGCUCGCCCGGGGGGUGCUGAGGGGCUGGUGUGACCCCCGAUGCCAGACGCCUAGGCUCUAGA
Messenger RNA from Chlorella variabilis, 3115 nucleotides. RefSeq lists its product as hypothetical. Gene Ontology annotation, biological process: protein polyubiquitination; ubiquitin-dependent protein catabolic process. The coding region runs from base 132 to 2084 and encodes 650 amino acids. The record is from RefSeq and is a predicted model, not a curated record. The transcript is spliced from 22 exons. Gene Ontology annotation, molecular function: ubiquitin protein ligase activity. NCBI's taxonomy places the organism in Eukaryota, Viridiplantae, Chlorophyta, Trebouxiophyceae, Chlorellales, Chlorellaceae.